Molecule: messenger RNA, 1556 nt
Organism: Adelges cooleyi (spruce gall adelgid)
Lineage: Eukaryota; Metazoa; Arthropoda; Insecta; Hemiptera; Adelgidae
Gene: wcd
Product: U3 small nucleolar RNA-associated protein 18 homolog
Exons: 9
Coding region: 109-1350 (413 amino acids)
Biological process (GO): rRNA processing
Cellular component (GO): Pwp2p-containing subcomplex of 90S preribosome; small-subunit processome
Molecular function (GO): protein binding
Source: RefSeq, a predicted model, not a curated record
CCACUGUAAACACGUGAAGUAUCAAGCGUGAGUUUUUUAUUUCCGAACGACUGAAUUAUUAUAUAAAACUCAUUUGUUUAUUGUUAUAGAAUUUCAAAUAAAUAUACCAUGGGCGAUAUAGAAGUCGAUGAGCAUAACAAUGAUUUGGCUGUUAGUAAUAAGACAAAUAAAUGCAAGUUGAAACGAGCUUGGAAAGAUGAGGACGAUGAAACAGAUGAUAUAAAGGAGCACAAGAAAAUCUUAAGACAAAAAUUUAUAAGUAUUGUUGGAAAACCGAAAUGGGCAAAAAUAGAUGAUAAAUCAAUAAACGAUAUUGGCAACGAUGAAGACAUAUUAAGAUACAGCGGUAAUUUAGCACAGCCUAAAAAAGGUGUCAGUUUAGCUAAAGGUAUAAUCAGCAUAAAGAAAGUACGUGGUUUAGAUUUGUCUACAUCGUCCUGCGGUAAAGUUGUGAAAGCAUUAGAGUUUCAUCCGACUGCUAACCUAGCAUUGGUCGGCGGUUCCUCCGGUCGAGUUUCUAUUGUCCAAGUCGACGGUUAUAAAAAUGAAAAACUACAGUCAGUAAAAUUUGAAAAGUUUUCAGUCGAUUGUGCACAUUUUACUACCGAUGGCCAACAAUUUGUGGCCGGAUCGAGAUCACAUCAUAAUUUUUAUUGUUACGAUUUAAUGGAAGGCAGAUCAAUGUUUGUUCCAGUUCACCAUGCAAUCGGACAGAGCAAAAUGAGCAAAUUUCACAUGUCACCUGACGGCAAAAUAAUAGCUUCGUGUGGGAAAUAUGGUAAUAUUCAUUUAUUCACUGCUAAAAGCAAAGAAUGGAUAACUACAUUGAAAAUGAAUGGUGAAGUGUCAGCUUUGACGUUCACUUCUGAUGGAAAACGCAUGUAUUCUUUUGGAGAUAUGGGUGAAAUUUAUGAAUGGGAUAUGAACAGUCGUCUGUGUGUAAAGAAAUUUAUGGACGAUGGAUGUCUUCAAGGCACGAGUUUAGCAUUAUCUCACAACGAUCAAUACUUAGCGGCUGGCUCGUCGGCGGGUGUUGUCAACUUAUAUAAACUACCGUACGAUGUCCAUCCGAAACCUGAAAAGACUAUUCUAAAUUUAGUAACAGCCGUUACUCGGUUGUCUUUUAAUAAAAACUCAGAUAUUUUAUCAAUGGCUUCAGACUAUAAAGAAAAUGCUAUAAAACUGUUGCACGUGUCGUCAAAAACAGUUUUUUCAAAUUUUCCUACUACAAGCUCCGAUGUUGGAAAAGUGUAUUCAAUGGAUUUUUCACCGAAUAGUGGAUACCUUGGUUUAGGAAACGAUAAAGGUCAAGCGCUUCUUUUUAAAUUGACACAUUUUCACAACUACUGAAGUAUAACAUGCCAUCAAUUCAUAACAAUAAUACAAAUAAUCACAGUUGCAUUUAAACAAUAAUAUACUACACAUAUUAUAUAAAUAAAAUGCGUAAUAAAAAAAAAGAGGAAUUACUCUUAAUAAUUUAAUGUUAUUUUUUAAAGUGUGACCGAUCAUUUAAUUAAAAUUGUUGGAUUAUUUCAAUUUUACAUAAUAAAAACCGU